This is a messenger RNA of Galendromus occidentalis (western predatory mite), 2175 nucleotides long. It is a transcript of the gene CaMKII, whose product is annotated as Calcium/calmodulin-dependent protein kinase II. The record is from RefSeq and is a predicted model, not a curated record. Bases 1 to 1584 code for a protein of 527 amino acids. Gene Ontology annotation, biological process: protein phosphorylation. The transcript is spliced from 11 exons. Gene Ontology annotation, molecular function: calmodulin binding; ATP binding; calcium/calmodulin-dependent protein kinase activity. NCBI's taxonomy places the organism in Eukaryota, Metazoa, Arthropoda, Arachnida, Mesostigmata, Phytoseiidae.
AUGGCGGCGCCACCUACGCCCACAACUCGCUUCAGUGAUAACUACGAGCUCAAAGAAGAGCUUGGAAAGGGAGCGUUUUCCAUAGUGAGACGAUGCGUACAGAAGUCCAGUGGACUGGAGUUUGCAGCGAAAAUCAUCAAUACCAAGAAACUCUCGGCCCGAGAUUUCCAGAAGCUUGAGCGCGAAGCUCGAAUAUGCCGGAAGUUAAACCAUCCAAACAUUGUCAGAUUACAUGACAGCAUACAGGAAGAAGGGUACCAUUACCUGAUUUUCGACCUGGUGACCGGAGGAGAACUAUUUGAAGACAUAGUGGCACGAGAGUACUACAGCGAGGCCGAUGCUUCCCACUGCAUUCAGCAGAUCCUGGAAAGUGUCAACCAUUGCCACCAGAAUAACGUCGUCCACAGAGAUCUUAAACCAGAAAAUCUCCUUCUUGCCAGCAAAGCCAAGGGAGCUGCUGUGAAACUUGCUGACUUUGGUCUUGCCAUCGAAGUGCAGGGUGAGCAGCAGGCCUGGUACGGCUUUGCCGGCACACCGGGCUACCUUUCACCGGAAGUUUUGAAGAAAGAUCCGUACGGGAAGCCUGUAGAUAUUUGGGCUUGCGGAGUGAUUUUGUACAUUCUGUUGGUCGGUUACCCGCCCUUCUGGGACGAAGACCAACACCGACUGUAUGCCCAGAUCAAGGCGGGUGCCUACGACUACCCAUCACCGGAAUGGGACACGGUGACGCCCGAGGCCAAGAACCUUAUUAACCUGAUGCUCACGGUCAACCCCGCGAAAAGGAUCACGGCCGCCGAGGCACUGAAGCACCCCUGGAUCUGCCAGAGGGAGCGCGUGGCGUCCACCCUCCACCGACAAGAGACCGUCGAGUGCUUGAGGAAAUUCAACGCCAGAAGAAAGCUCAAAGGGGCAAUACUCACCACGAUGCUUGCCACGAGGAACUUUUCGAGUCGAAGCAUAAUCACGAAAAAAGGGAGCCAGGUGAAAGAGUCGACAGACUCCGCUAGCACCACCAUUGAAGAAGACUCUGAAUGCGUCAAAGACGUCACCAGCCAUGGAUCCGCACACAGCGGUCCAGAACGAAGCAAAACUGUGAUCCAGUGCGAUCCGCAAGGCGCCGUGAUCCGCAACGGAGGAGUUGGUACGAGCUCUAUGGGUUCUCCAGCAGUCGUAGACCCGCGCAAGCAAGAAGUGGUCAAACUCACUGAGCAACUCAUAGAUGCAAUCAGUUCGAGCGACUUCGAAACUUACACGAAACUGUGCGACGCCCACAUGACGGCUUUCGCCCCGGAAGCGAUGGGAAACCUCAUCGAGGGGAUGGAGUUUCACAAAUUCUACUUCGAAGUUGCCGCGAAGCAGACCAAAAGUGGCUUCAAUACAACAAUUCUGAAUCCCACAGUCCAUAUGAUGGGAGACGAUGCUGCCUGUAUUGCUUACAUCAGGUUGACUCAGUACGUCGAUAGUCGUACAGGACAAGCGAGAAGCAGGCAAACCGAAGAAACUCGAAUCUGGGUCAAAAAGGACAACAAAUGGCAGAACGUGCAUACGCACCGGUCGAUGAAUUUGCAAGCCCACACUGAUUAGAAUUGGGAGGGGCAUCCUGGCCGUCAACAACAACAAAUAUAUCAACAUUCAGAAGUACUUUCCCAACAACGUCUAGAACAGCGACAACUGCAUCAAGGAAAUCAACAGUCACAACUAACGAUUCAACAACAACAACACCAACAAAAACGACGACGAGACCAGCAAGAACUACCAAUUCAGCGACUCCAUCAAUCACACCAGCAACAACAAGUGUCGAAAGGACCGCAACAGGAUUCUAGGGGGGGCAGAAAGCGAGCGUGCUCGACAUCGAGCACUAGCAGCUCGUUACCGAGCUCAGGAUCCUCCAUCCUUAUAUCAUCGAGGAGUCCUUUGAGCUGCUUGUCUAGUGAGCAUGAUCCCCAUGAUCAGUCACCGAUCCAAACCAACUUGAGUGAACCGACAUCCAAUACUUCUCUGACAGCAAUUGCGGCGUCCACAAACACAAUCAAGAGCGACCGGACCGUCGGGACGGCAGGAGACAGCUCUGCGAAGUCGGUCACGCAUAGACACCAUGGACGCAGAGUCUGUCUUGGAACGUCUACUAGCGAGAGUGAUUAUGAUGACAAUUAUUAUGGUGAACUUGAUGGUGAU